This is a messenger RNA of Cebus imitator (Panamanian white-faced capuchin), 2985 nucleotides long. It is a transcript of the gene ZNF214, whose product is annotated as zinc finger protein 214. The coding region runs from base 623 to 2443 and encodes 606 amino acids. Gene Ontology annotation, biological process: regulation of transcription by RNA polymerase II. Gene Ontology annotation, molecular function: RNA polymerase II cis-regulatory region sequence-specific DNA binding; DNA-binding transcription factor activity, RNA polymerase II-specific. NCBI's taxonomy places the organism in Eukaryota, Metazoa, Chordata, Mammalia, Primates, Cebidae. The record is from RefSeq and is a predicted model, not a curated record. The transcript has 6 exons.
UCCAUGGAAACACCGCAAGUGUCUACUCCAACACCCGGGACUUCCGUUUCGGUCCAGCAGGGCUGCGGCCAUUGUUUGUGUGGACCGAGUGUUUUGGUCAUCCCGGUCCACUCUCUCAGGUUCCGUUAAGUGACGUGAACUCUCGGGAGGACUAAGCCAGAAGCGGACAAGAGCAGGACGAGCUGUGUUUGAAGGAAGAGUGACAGAAAAUCGAGGGUCUGGGACUGAGAAGCGACUCCGGUUUAGAAAUCCCGGAGACACCCGUGUAGGAACCUACCUGUGAUCAGCAAGGAAGGACUGGGGUGACAAAGGCUCAUGCCCCCAUUUUACAGGUAAGGAAACUGAGGCCUUGGAGAUUUAGAAGUUUGGUCCUCUUUAAAGUUCUACAAGUUCUUGAUGCAGAAUUGAGACUGAUCAGGACCUGGGAGCCCCAGUUCUGGGCUACUUCUCUAAGACUCCAGUUCAGCCAUCUCAGCACUCUACCCUUCCCUAGAAGAGGAGCACAAAGGAGGAAGGAAUGUACACUGCUUUCCUCAGAGCCUGAUCCCAGCCCUUCCUGGAUUUGUUUAUCUUUUUAAUUGACGUGUUAGAAAAAUAGAGAGAAAGCCUGAUCUUUGGCCAGAUGGCAGUAACAUUUGAAGAUGUGACUAUUAUUUUUACUUGGGAGGAGUGGAAAUUUCUGGAUUCUUCUCAAAAAAGGCUCUACAGGGAAGUCAUGUGGGAGAACUACACAAAUGUCAUGUCAGUAGGAAACUGGAAUGAGGGCUACAAAUCCCAAGAAGAAAAAUACAGAUAUUUAGAAUACGAAAAUUUUUCCUGCUGGCAAGGCUGGUGGAAUGCUGGCACUCAGAUAUAUGAGAUUCAGAACUAUGGGGAAACUAUUCAAGGGGAAGAUUCCAAAGACCUAAAACAGCAAAGUUUUUCCCAGUGUCAGAAAUGGUUAAUAUUCUCUACACAAGUACCAGGGUAUGGGAACUAUGAACUAACUUUUGAAAGCAAAAGUCACAGGAACUUAAAAUAUAAAAGCUUUACACCUUGGCAGUCCUUAGAAACAAAAACCAUUCAAGACUGUGGUAGAGAAAUCUACAUGAAUGGUUCACAUGGUUUUCAAGUGGGCAGAUGCCGUCCUGGUAUAUCCAGGAAAAACCUCUCCAUGGAAAAAGAACAGAAGCUCAGAGUUCAGCAUUCUUAUAUCCCAAUGGAGGAAGCCCUUCCACAGUACAUUGGGGUGAUAUGUCAAAAAGACCUGCUGAAAGAUUCGAUGGAAGAGAAAUACUGUGGAUGUAAUAAAUGUAAAGAAAUUUAUUAUUGGAAUUCACAGUGUGUUUUUCACAAAAGAAAUCAACCUGGAGAAAACCUCUAUCAAUGUUCCAUCAGUAAAGCAUGCUUCUCUCAGAGAUCAGACUUGUAUAGACAUCCAAGAAUCUACAUAGGUAAGAAGCUGUAUGGAUGUGAUGAAGUCAACAGUAACUUUCAUCUGAGCUCAGGAGUUCACUUUUAUCAGAGAGUUGACAUAGGGGAGGCACCUUAUAGCUGUAAUGUGUGUGGUAAGAGCUUCAGCCGGAUCUCUAGUCUUCACAAUCAUCAAAGAGUCCACACAGAAGAGAAACUCUAUAAAAUUGAGUGUGAUAAAGACCUCAGUAGAAAUUCAUUAAUUCACAUUCACCAGAGACUUCAUGUAGGAGAGAAGCCUUUUAAGUGCAGUCAGUGUGGCAAGAGUUUUAGUCGGAGUUCAGUACUUCAUGUUCAUCAGAGAGUCCACACAGGAGAAAAACCAUAUAAGUGUAAUGAGUGUGGUAAGGGCUUCAGCCAGAGCUCUAAUCUUCGAAUUCAUCAGUUAGUACACACAGGAGAGAAGUCUUAUAAAUGUGAAGACUGUGGUAAGAGCUUUACCCAACGCUCAAAUCUUCAAAUUCAUCAGAGAGUGCAUACAGGAGAGAAACCUUAUAAAUGUGAUGACUGUGGAAAGGACUUUAGUCACAGCUCAGAUCUUCGCAUUCAUCAGAGAGUCCAUACAGGGGAGAAACCCUAUACUUGUCCUGAAUGUGGGAAGGGCUUCAGUAAGAGUUCAAAGCUUCACACUCAUCAAAGAGUACACACUGGAGAGAAACCCUAUAAAUGUGAAGAGUGUGGCAAGGGAUUCAGUCAACGUUCACAUCUUCUCAUUCAUCAGAGAGUCCAUACAGGAGAAAAGCCCUAUAAAUGUGAUGACUGUGGAAAGGGUUUUAGUCACAGUUCUAAUCUUCAUAUUCAUCAGAGGGUCCAUACAGGAGAGAAGCCUUAUCAAUGUGCUAAGUGUGGUAAAGGUUUUAGUCAUAGUUCAGCUCUUCGAAUUCAUCAAAGAGUCCACACAGGAGAGAAACCUUAUAAAUGCCAUGAAUAUUAUAAGGGAUUUGAUCAUAAUUCACAUCUUCUUACUAAUCAUAGAAGAGAAAACUUAUAAAUGUUGUUCAUUUAGUUAACAGCCUUAAUCAAAGUUUACCCAACCUUUCAACUCUAUAAAUGCUGCUGGUAAGGAAAUCCUAUAAAUAACACAGGUAAUAUCAAGCAAGAUUUAUCAUUUCCCAUAUUUCCCACUAAGAAUUAUUUCCUUCAAAAAAAGAUCCUUAGAAAAAUCCCUAUAUAUUUAAAAUUACAGUGUAUUUUUCUUUACCUACUAUAAAUAUAAUAUGCAAUCAUAAAAUAUAUUAAACAUUUAAGGAGAAAACUUCAUCCUGUUUCAUUCUAGUCUUUUUUUCUGUGCAUUUUAAUGUGCAUGAAAAUAUAUUGUGUGUUCAACUUUGUGUUUUCACUGACUUCAAAACAUUUACUUAAAUUUUGUUUUGAAUUGAAACUGGCCAUCUGUUAAACAACAUCCCUUAACUACCCUAAAAAAAUCCCUAGGAAGUCACAGAAAAGAUGAAAACACACAAAACUUAAAACUCAGUUUUGACCAGUAGAAUUCAAUUAUUUAUGGACAAAAUCCACCUAAUGAAAGAUAGGAAA